UAAACAAGUACUUACAAGCUACAAUUUCUCCGGUUUAAUCUCUCCCUAUCUUUUACAAUCGAAAACAAGCGCGAUAAUGGCCUUCUCCGCAUUCACAUCCUUCAUGGGCAAUCUAUUCCAAGACCCUGCAGCUACCUAUUGGGGCAAGAAACUCUCCGAAGAUGGUGAGAUGCCGUCACCUAAAAUGGCAUGCCUGAUCGCAGCAAUAUUCAACUACUACAAACAAGGAGAUGGUACCGAAGUCAUCCAUCCCCACAGCUUCAACUCCAUACUCCAGGCCUUUGCCCGUCCAAACUUCGGCCCUGGCGCAGCCAAACUGCCAGCGCAGCCAAUCAACAAACUUGCAAGAAAAUACUACACCAUAAUCGGUUUGAAAUACACUGUGGAUGACUCGAAGGCAAGCUUUCGCAGGCCUCUACUUUCUGCGCCUAGCUUCAGCCUUUGGAUCAUGCUGCAACUUUGCACCGCUCCCGAAGCGACGCUGGAAUCACUGAACACUUUUCUUGCCCAAAAGAACCUCAUUGACCCUACCACUGGAGAAGAGUUCACGUACAAGUGCAUUCCGAGCGAAUGUUUGCCUCAGGUCCGCACUGAUAUGGUUGAGUUCCAAGAUGGGGCGACCGAGGAAUGGUUAGAAGCACGGACGAUAAUAGUCAAUUACUGGAACGAGUUCUCGACUCCAAAGGUUAUGGAGAACACGGAAAGUCUGCAGGUGAAGACGGAACUUUUGAAGCUGGACAAAGAAAACAAAUCGACAACGAAGACACCUUCCGAACCAGCGAAAAUGAAAAUCCGCGGUAAUAUGGCGGCCAGAGCAGAGAAAUAUUUGCGUGAUUUGGAGGCAGCGCAGUCAUCAGCUCCUCCACGCCGUACGACCGCAUCUUCUUCUUCUGGUGCCCCUUCCUCUACUACUGGCAUGCAAUCAAAGCAAGGGGAUGACGCAACGGCGCUGCGAGAUAAAGAGACACUGAAGGAGUCUGAAGAACGGCUCGCGUUUACGAGGCACCAUAUGGCCAUGCAACAGCAGCACAUGCAUCAGAUGCGCAUGAAUCAGAUGCGCAUGAAUCAGAUACGCAUGAAUCAGAUGAACAAUUAUGCGCAGAUGCAGGCUGCAUCUGCUAUGCAGCACUCUAUGGCCCAGCAGAGUAAUGCCAUACUGUAUGGUUUUGCAACACAGUUGGGGGCAAUGGUGAAAGGUAGAAUCUUGCUUAUGAAUCUUAUAGAGUUUUGGGUUUGGUAUUAAGACGUUCAGGCCGGUUUAGCAAUGUAGGGUCAGAGCUGUUGUUUACGAAUUUAACGAUGUGUGGGUAAUAGUGAAGUACAAGGAAGUAUGUAGAGCGGCGUGUUACUGCAGAAAGUCGGCUAGGGAUCUAAACCCAAAGGGGAAUGAGUAUCCUAUCUGAUCAGCUAGCCACCUAGCUUCUUGACUCGCCUCAAUGAAAAAGCCUA
Molecule: messenger RNA, 1449 nt
Organism: Mytilinidion resinicola
Lineage: Eukaryota; Fungi; Ascomycota; Dothideomycetes; Mytilinidiales; Mytilinidiaceae
Exons: 1
Coding region: 77-1243 (388 amino acids)
Source: RefSeq, a predicted model, not a curated record